GAGUUAAAGGAGAGGGGCUGCACAUUCCCCUGGUUCCUCAGCCACAGCAUGGAGGCAGGGGAGAACCUGGGCUCUGAGUCCCAGCCAGGGGAUAGACACUACAGGGCCAGAAGGACAGUCCAGCACCCAGCCUGAGACAAAGUUUGUUCCAGAUAUGCUGACCCUCUGAGAAGAAAGGCACCAGAAUGAGGGGCUGAAGUGGGUUCUGCCUGCCCUUUGUGCCCCCCAACUGCUUCUGUUUUCUACCCUCUGGGUGCCCCCUUCCCUGCCGGGCUCUCAGUGAAUUUGCUGUGCUAUCCAUGGCAGGAGGAAGAGGUGUCCUAGGCAAAGAGCUGUUGGAGACAAGCCUUGCUUCAAGCAGCUGCAUAUGGUGGACAGGUCCCUGGUCCCAGCGUGCCUGUGGGCCCCUCUCCCAGACCCAGCUGUGGCGUUCUCAGAACAGCAACAUCUUGCCUGAGAGGGGGAGGUGCAAUGAUUGAAUCCCCAUUCCUGGAGCUGUGGUGGCCCAAGACUGUGUCCCUCCGGGAGGGCCUGGGCCUGGGGGACAAACCCAAUGACUCCUACUGCUACAACUCUGCCAAAAAUAGCACCGUGCUCCAGGGGGUCACCUUCGGAGGCAUCCCCACUGUCCUGCUCAUCGAUGUCUGCUGCUUCCUGUUGUUAAUCUUGGCGUUUUCCAUCAUAAGAAGAAGAUUCUGGGAUUAUGGCCGCAUUGCCCAGGUGUCAGAAGCAGACAGUAAGUACAAAUUGCAGAGAUUGUCGUCAUCUUCCUCCUCAGAGCAGCAAGACUUUGAAAAUGAGCUGGGAUGCUGCUCAUGGCUGAUGGCCAUCUUCCGUCUACAUGAUGAUCAGAUCCUGAAGAGAUGUGGGGAGGAUGCCAUCCACUACCUGUCCUUCCAGAAGCACCUCAUCUUCCUGCUGGUGGUGGUCAAUGUUUUGUCCUUGUGCAUCAUUCUGCCAGUGAACCUCUUGGGAGACCUACUGGACAAAGACCCCUACAGUUUUGGAAGGACAACCAUAGCAAAUCUGGAGAAUGAGAAUGACCUCCUCUGGCUGCAUACUGUCCUUGCUGUCAUCUACCUCUCCCUCACAGUGGCCUUCAUGCGGCACCACACCCAGUCCAUCAAGUACACAGAGGAGACCCUGGUGAGACGGACCCUGUUUAUCUCUGGAAUCCCCAAAGGUGCCAAGAAAGAGGCCUUAGAGAGCUACUUCGAGCACGUUUACCCAACUUGUGAGGUGACUGAUGUUCAGCUGUGCUACAAUGUGGCCAAGAUGAUCUACCUGUGUGGGGAGAGAGCAGAGUGCCAUGCUGUGCUGGAGGCUGAUAGCAAAAGUGAUGCGGGACAUCCACAGAUUGUGGACUUCAGUCUGCCCAUUUGCACCUGCUCCAAACUCCGCAGAAAGAAGACUGAGAAGAGCCUGGCCUACUACAUGAACCAUCAGAAGAGGACAGGCGAGCUGACCCUCGUCAACCCUAAGCCUUGUGGCCAGUUUUGCUGCUGUAAAGUGUGUGGCAGUGAGCGGGAGGAUGCCAUCACCUACUAUACACACCUGUACAAUAAACUGCUGGAGGAGAUCAUGGAGGAGGAGUGCCAGGUCCAGGACAAGCCCCUGGGAAUGGCUUUCGUCACCUUCCGAGAAAAGUCUAUGGCCAGCUACAUCCUGAAGGACUUCAGAACCUGCAAAUGUCAGAGCUGUCAGUGUAAAGGCGAAUCCCACUCAUCUGCCUACAGCAGAGAGCUCCACGUCUCCAAGUGGAGGGUCAGCGUGGCUGCCUACCCCCAGGACAUUUGCUGGCAGAACCUCUCCGACCAGGGCCCCCAUUGGUGGUUACGGUGGUUCAGCAUCAACUUCACCCUCUUCGUGGUGCUCUUUUUCCUGACCACACCCUCCAUCAUCCUGUCCACUAUGGAUAAGUUCAAUGUUACCAAGCCCAUCCACGCGCUGAACAACCCAAUCAUCAGCCAGUUCUUCCCAACCCUCCUCCUCUGGUCCUUCGCAGCCCUGCUGCCCACCAUUGUAUACUACUCAACGCUGUUGGAGUAUCACUGGACAAAGUCGGGGGAAAACUGGAACAUGAUGACCAAGGUCUACAUAUUCUUGAUCUUCAUGGUGCUGAUCCUGCCCUCCCUUGGCCUCACCAGCCUGGAUUUUUUCUUUCGGUGGCUCUUUGACAACACUUCCUCGGAGGGCUCUAUAAGGUUGGAGUGUGUCUUCCUGCCAGACCAGGGGGCCUUCUUCGUGAACUAUGUGAUCGCCUCAGCCUUCAUCGGCAAUGGUAUGGAGCUGCUGCGGCUGCCAGGUCUCAUCGUCUACACCUUCCGCAUGGUUAUGGCCAGCACGGCUGCUGAUCGCAGGAACAUCAAGCAGAACCAGGCCUACCAGUUCGAGUUUGGAGCCAGGUACGCUUGGAUGCUGUGCAUCUUCACUGUCGUCAUGGCCUACAGCAUCACCUGCCCCAUUAUCGUGCCGUUCGGCCUCAUCUACAUCCUACUCAAGUACAUGGUGGACCGGCACAACCUCUACUUCGUGUAUCUGCCGGCCAAGCUGGAGAAGAGGCUACACUUCGCUGCCGUGAACCAGGCCUUGGCUGCACCCAUCCUCUGCCUCUUCUGGCUCUUCUUCUUCUCCUUCCUGCGCCUGGGUCUGCAGGCCCCUGCUACCCUGUUCACCCUCCUGGUCGUGCUGCUCACCAUCCUGGCCUGCAUGGCCUACACCUGCUUUGGCUGCUUCCAGCACCUCAUCCCUCUGUACUACAAGACAGAAGAAUCUGCAAUCCAGGAAAGAAGUGAUGCAGAGGCCCAGGAGUCUCCACCAUUUACACCCUAUGUGCCCCGGAUCCUGAGUAGUCUGGCUUCAGAGAGGACAGCCUUGAUAAACCUGCAGCAGCAGCAGACCUAUGGCACCAUCAGUGAUAUCAGUGGGAACCUUCCCAUCCAAGACGUGUCCCAUAUCCCAGAGGAAAGUGUGAUUCCUUCUACCACCGUGGCAAGCCAUAUGUGAAGUCACUGUCUUCAGAGCAGAGCUGAUUGAGUCCCAGAGUGGGACCAGCCUGCCAGUGGACCCAUGCAGGAAGUGAACCCCCUUCCUGGACUCCCACUUCCAGAUCUACCACUUCAACAGUCUCCAGAAUCUGAAGCCAAGAUCAUGUGGUGGGAGUUGUCUCCCAGAUUGACCCUGAAGACGAUGUUCACCAUGGGGAGUAAUAUGACAAGGAAAAGUCUGAGUGUCUGCUCAAAGCAAGGGUGAGCACCAACCUAUUCCUAUUUUCCUAUGGUUUCUGUGGUGCCACCCAUGUUACUCUGCCAUAGGCAGGGUCUGUGAAGACUGUUAAUAAAGUACCUUUGGGAAAGUCCAGG
Molecule: messenger RNA, 3362 nt
Organism: Cavia porcellus (domestic guinea pig)
Lineage: Eukaryota; Metazoa; Chordata; Mammalia; Rodentia; Caviidae
Product: CSC1-like protein 1
Exons: 23
Coding region: 472-3006 (844 amino acids)
Cellular component (GO): plasma membrane
Molecular function (GO): nucleic acid binding; calcium-activated cation channel activity
Source: RefSeq, a predicted model, not a curated record